AUGAUAGAUUUGGCUUAUUGGCCGUCUUUAAAUGUUUUUCUUACCAACAUGUUCAUGAGCAGGCCUACAGUGAGGUACGCCUGCAUACUUGAAGUAGCCUCUAAUAUCUCUCUGUUGAACCAUGACAAAUUGUACACAAAAAAAAUAAUUGAACUGAUCGAGAUGUACAUCAACGAGGUACGGUAUGUCGAUUUAGAGUCAUUUGUUCAGAACGAGAGAAAGUACAGAGAGCUGAUCAGUCUACUGGGUAUGGUUUUUUCUCCGAUUAAGGGACUGAGGCUGUACAAAAGGUACAAAAAUGUUUACAAAAAGUACACGCUCAGGAAUAUAGAAAAGCUGCAGAAUGAAAUACUCUUAAAUAAUAGUACGGUGGAUGAGGAAACGAUUAGUAUAUUGAAGCGGUAUAAAGUAUAUAAUGUAGUUUUUAAGUACGUAAAGAAGAAGGUAAUAAACAGUUACUUUCUGGAAAUAAGCAGGACGUCGAACAAAAAGGAGGAAUUGGACAUGAUUUUUAAGAUAUUAGAGAAGGAAAAUAAGGGACUCAUGGACUUUAAAACGAUCGAGUCAUGUUUUCUUGAUCUAUAUCUGAACAGAUUCGAAGAUAUAUACGAAAUUUCGAUGACAGACAAAUUUCAGGAUCUUUUUAAUUUGUUUGUACGAGCGAAUCAGUAUAAUUUGUUCACAAAAAAAUUUGAAGAAUGCCUUAAUAACAAUUUUUCGUUCGAGUACAUGCUACAAAUCCAUUUGUUCAGCAGUGUACUUGACAAGUUUAAACAGUUUCUGAAUAGAAACGAAGAUAUGUUUAUCAAGAAUGUGUCCAAAUUGCAAUCACAGCCCAAGAAGAACUUGAAUUUUAUUCUCGAGUCUCUGAAUCAAAUCGAUACGUUUGAAAGGAAUUACAGAAUAUACCUGGCCAAUAUGAUAUUGAAAAAAGAAAAUGUUGAUCGCGAAUAUGACGUGAUAAUGGAACAAAACCAGGAGAAUAGACGGGUAACAGUUACUGAAAUCGCUGAUGAUAUUGAUAUGGGAGUGGAAGAAGGCAUGCCACUUGAAGUAUUUGAUAUCAAGGGGAGAGGCAAAAUGGUGAUGAGGAAUAAAAUAUUCAGGAAAUCGUUGCAGAUGAUGCAGAACAGCGAGAAACCUGUCCUUGAUUUCAGAUGGCCGAAAUAUGAGGAACUUACUUUUUCGGUUCCUCCGGAGAUAAAAUGCGAUUUUGAAUUCAAUAAGACCUUGAGCACCUUAAAAAUAAAGAUAAACGACAUCGAAGUUAUUUGCACUUUGUUUCAGUACAAAAUGAUAAAAUAUGUCGUUGAAAACUGUGGCAACAAAAAUAUGAUCUACAAGAAGAUCAGGAAAACAAAAUUUGCAGGUAUCGAGGAUAAAAGAGAAUUCUUUAAGAGUUUUCUUAAAAACAAAACGGAACAUGAUGUGUUUUACGAUCAUAUUGAUCCGAUUUGCAACAUAAUAAGCGAUAACUUAUCGUUUCAUAUCGUAGACACUCUGAACUUAUGUCCUGAUUUCAGGUUGUUGAAGGAUAAAACAUCGUCCGUCGCACAAAACGACGAUUACAAGAUUGAUGCGAGAAUCAUGAGGAAGCUGAAGAGAAUGAAAAAAUGCAAAGUUGAGGAUCUGUAUGAUGAGGGCGGUAAGAUAAAGGUUAGUGAAAGGGUUGUGGCACUGGAGCAAAAGGGUUAUUGCACACGAAACGGAGAAAUAGUGAAUUAUUGUCCGUAGUGUUUAUAAAUAUUAAAGCAGUUACUGUACG
Messenger RNA from Vavraia culicis subsp. floridensis, 1765 nucleotides. RefSeq lists its product as uncharacterized. The record is from RefSeq and is a predicted model, not a curated record. NCBI's taxonomy places the organism in Eukaryota, Fungi, Microsporidia, Pleistophoridae. The coding region runs from base 1 to 1734 and encodes 577 amino acids. The transcript has a single exon.